CAGAUUAGCAGGUGAAGAUCAAACCAUAAAACAAACAAAACAAGCAGUUCGAGAAAGCCCUAAAACCCUGCAGUCUAAAGUAGACAUAUACAAAGACUUCGUUCCAAUCUCUAGUUUUCAAGCGAAGUAACACUGAUUCUCUCUCUAGAAAUCGGAACAAAGUUUCUCUGUCUGUUGAAGCGACCGGAAGAAGAUGUCGCUGCGAGUGCUAAACCCUAAUGCUGAAGUUCUGAACAAAUCGGCGGCUCUGCACAUGAACAUCAAUGCCGCCAAGGGCUUGCAGGACGUGCUCAAGACAAACCUCGGUCCCAAAGGAACUAUUAAGAUGCUUGUUGGUGGCGCGGGUGAUAUCAAGCUGACCAAGGAUGGCAACACUCUGUUGAAAGAAAUGCAAAUUCAAAACCCAACAGCAAUCAUGAUUGCGAGGACUGCUGUUGCACAAGAUGAUACAAGUGGAGAUGGGACAACUUCUACAGUACUCUUCAUCGGUGAGCUUAUGAAGCAGUCGGAACGAUACAUUGAUGAAGGGAUGCACCCACGUGUUUUGGUAGAUGGCUUUGAGAUUGCUAAAAGAGCAACUCUCCAAUUUCUUGAAAAAUUUAAGACUCCAGUGGUGAUGGGUAAUGAGCCUGACAAGGAGAUCCUAAAAAUGGUAUCAAGAACAACAUUAAGGACAAAGCUGUAUGAAGCUUUGGCAGAUCAGUUGACCGACAUAGUUGUUAAUGCGGUCCUCUGCAUCCGAAAACCUGAGGAAGGAAUUGAUCUAUUUAUGGUCGAGAUAAUGCACAUGCGCCAUAAAUUUGAUGUGGACACACGCCUGGUUGAGGGUCUUGUCCUUGACCAUGGUUCUCGACAUCCUGAUAUGAAGAGAAGAGCCGAGAAUUGUUACAUCUUGACUUGCAAUGUAUCCUUGGAAUAUGACAAAAGUGAAAUAAAUGCAGGUUUUUUCUACUCAAAUGCUGAGCAGAGAGAAGCUAUGGUUGUUGCUGAAAGGCGUCAAGUGGAUGAAAGAGUUAAAAAAAUCAUUGAACUAAAAAAUAAGGUUUGUUCGGGCAAUGAAAAUAAUUUUGUUGUCAUCAAUCAAAAGGGUAUCGAUCCCCCAUCACUUGACCUUCUGGCAAGGGCCGGGAUAAUUGCUCUAAGAAGAGCAAAGAGGAGGAAUAUGGAACGACUUGUUUUGGCUUGUGGAGGAGAAGCUGUGAAUUCUGUUGAUGAUUUAACCCCUGAAUGCCUUGGUUGGGCUGGACUGGUUUAUGAACAUGUCCUUGGUGAAGAGAAGUAUACAUUUGUUGAACACGUGAAGAAUCCUCAUUCCUGCACAAUCUUGAUAAAAGGACCUAAUGACCAUACAAUUGCCCAAAUAAAGGAUGCUGUCCGUGACGGUCUGAGGGCAGUGAAAAAUACAAUUGAAGAUGAGUCCGUUGUCCUGGGAGCUGGAGCCUUUGAAGUUGCAGCUCGGCAGUAUCUGGUUAAUGAAGUGAAGAAAACAGUUCAAGGGCGUGCCCAGCUAGGUGUUGAAGCCUUUGGCGAUGCUCUUCUUGUGGUGCCCAAGACACUUGCUGAGAACUCUGGGCUUGACACUCAAGAUGUGAUUAUUGCUCUUACGGGAGAGCAUGACAGGGGUAACAUCGUGGGUUUAAACCAGCAUACGGGAGAACCUAUUGACCCUCAAAUGGAGGGUAUCUUUGACAAUUACUCUGUCAAACGUCAAAUCAUAAACUCAGGACCUGUAAUUGCAUCCCAGUUGCUACUUGUUGAUGAAGUGAUUCGGGCUGGGCGCAAUAUGAGGAAACCAAAUUAGUUUGUGUUGUGGUUUAGUCUAUAAUAUUUUGUUGUCUAUGGAUUUCUUUGGGGGUUUUGUUACAUCUUGGUGUGCCAGUGCUAGCCAUAAUUUAAUCAGUAGUUGUGGGAUCGAAGAUUGUUCUUGCGUAAAUCUCCUAUUUUGCUCUGAAUUGAGAAUGAACCAAGGCAUUACAUGUGCUACUUUUUUCUAUUGUCAACGGAGUUUUUGGUGGUUUUCUCUUCUUUUCGUA
This is a messenger RNA of Tripterygium wilfordii, 2033 nucleotides long. RefSeq names its product T-complex protein 1 subunit zeta 1. The record is from RefSeq and is a predicted model, not a curated record. NCBI's taxonomy places the organism in Eukaryota, Viridiplantae, Streptophyta, Magnoliopsida, Celastrales, Celastraceae. The coding region runs from base 194 to 1801 and encodes 535 amino acids. Gene Ontology annotation, biological process: protein folding. Gene Ontology annotation, molecular function: ATP-dependent protein folding chaperone; ATP hydrolysis activity; ATP binding. Gene Ontology annotation, cellular component: chaperonin-containing T-complex. The transcript is spliced from 15 exons.